AUGGGAGACGAGCAGCAACAGGGAGAUCAACAUCCGGACAGGCGGUGGCUGCAGGAGUUCGGUGACGAAAUGAAGAAAGAAGUCGGCAGAAUGAUCAGCGCCAUCGGAACGCAGAAGAAGAAGAAGAAGGAGAAGGAAGAGGACGAAAAGGCACCACGAGUUGCAUCGAAAGGAUCUGCAUCUAAUGGAGCUACAUUCUAG
Caenorhabditis sp. 36 PRJEB53466 is the source of this 201-nucleotide messenger RNA. The record is from the annotation of a GenBank genome assembly. NCBI's taxonomy places the organism in Eukaryota, Metazoa, Nematoda, Chromadorea, Rhabditida, Rhabditidae.